AUGUUUGGCGCAUUCAAACCCUCAAGCUCGCUAUCUGGCGGCUUACUAUGGAAAAUCCCGUGGCGCCUCUCACCACCCCAAAAGCUCCGCCAUCGCCGUCGAAUGCGCCGGGUAGACAAUGUCGUCGCCACCCUCGACACAGCACUCAAACGGCAGGACGCCUCUACCUCAGCACGGUCACAACACGCCAAUAGCGCAACAUCGAGCGACCCUCCACCUUCACAAAUACCAACCAAUUCCACCUCCCACUCCGCCGCCACGCCUACGGACCUGAGCAGUACCGCAGAAGGCCGCCGCCUCCUCGACGCCUCCACCCACUCGACUCAGGACUCCCUCCGCCAUGGCCGCGGCCCACGACAAGGCGAGCUCGUGCCCGGCUCUACGCGCACACGACUUGGCGACCAAGCGCGGAGGGAAAGCACGAUCAAAUUGAUUGAGCGGUGGAAAGCUGAAAUGCCUACUGAGCAGGAGAUGCUGCCGCGGGACAAGUACACAAUGUUUGAUCGCAAGGUGAAGGGAUAUCGGAAGGGGGUGCAUAAGCUGCCGAAGUGGACGAGAGUCAGUCAAAGGUUGAAUCCGCCUGGGUUUUGA
This is a messenger RNA of Baudoinia panamericana UAMH 10762, 591 nucleotides long. RefSeq lists its product as uncharacterized. The record is from RefSeq and is a predicted model, not a curated record. Lineage: Eukaryota; Fungi; Ascomycota; Dothideomycetes; Mycosphaerellales; Teratosphaeriaceae. The transcript is spliced from 2 exons. Bases 1 to 591 code for a protein of 196 amino acids. Gene Ontology annotation, cellular component: mitochondrial large ribosomal subunit. Gene Ontology annotation, molecular function: structural constituent of ribosome.